GACUGAAGAAGAAGGAUAGCAUAGGCCGCUGUAUAAGGGUAGUGGGAUGGACAUCCAUUCUCACCAAUUUCACAUAUCCGCCAAAGUCUUGACGGACUGCAGCUCAUUGCGAAUCCAAGUGCCGAACUGGAUGAAUCAACUCUAGCUGCCCUUUGACAACUACUCAUUUUUGUUUGUUGUUGUUUCAAAAAAAAAACUUCAGUUUACUUCAGUGUGUUCAGUUUUUUUUUGUUUCUCUACUCGAUCGCAAACUCAAGGAUGAGUUCUUCGUAUUUCGGUAACGUUGCGGCGGCUGCUGCGAGCGGAUGGGGCGCUACAACAGCUACGGCUGUGCCACACCAUCAUCAUUUGACCAAUCAAGAUCAUCAUCAAUUUUACAAAUACGGUUAUAGUGAAUCGCCGCAGUAUUACGGUCAUCACAAUCAAUACCAACAUCAUCACCAGUCAGUGGCGAUGGCGUCCAAUCCGACGACGGCGACACCUUCACCGCCAUCGUUCAGGUACGCAGGAUCUUCCGUGCACGGCGCAUAUCAUCCGCAAUCGGUUCCGGCCGCCACGGCACCCGUCAGUUUCCAGUGCAGCACCACGUUGGCUCCGGUUGCGAAACAUGCGAGUCUCGAUGCGUCGAGUUGUACGUCGCCGACUUCGUCUUCAUCCUCACAUUUAUCCGCAUCGCCUUCCUUAUCGUCCGCUUCGCCAGCGUCCGUUCACGAUCACCAGCACUGUGAUGCAACUGUCGGAGCUUUGGCCGGUGGUGGCCUGUACGGAAUGGCCCAGCAUCAAAUCGAUUCCUUCCAUUCUCAACGUCACGGCGGAACACAGAACGUCCAUCAGCAGAAUCAGCUGACCGCAACCAACGGAUCGAUGGGUGGCCCAUCAGUUGUAAAUCCGCUUUUGGAAACUUCAUCGUCCACUUGCGCUAACAACAACAGUAUCAGUCCUUACGUGGAACUCCAUCAUCGAAGUUUCCAAAACAACAACAGCCUGCAGCAACAACAGCAUCACGCGAUGGUCCAAACGCAUGCAAAUUCGUACUGCAUCAAAAAUCCAAACGCGUCAAGUUACUUCCCCGGAAGCUGGAUGCAAGCCUACGCAGAUGUGGUGCCAAAUCCGAAGAGGACCCGCCAGACUUACACGCGCUACCAAACGCUGGAACUGGAAAAAGAAUUCCACUUUAAUCGGUACCUGACGCGACGCCGGCGCGUCGAGAUCGCUCACGCCCUUUGUCUGACGGAGCGACAGAUUAAAAUCUGGUUCCAGAACCGGCGCAUGAAGGCCAAGAAGGAGACCAAACAGCCAUCUCAAUCAUCAUUCCCCAAUUCGGCCAACUCGGAGCUGAACUACAGCAGUAGCGCCGAUUCGUCGCCCAUGGACAAGCACCACCACCAACAUCAUCAUCAGAUGAUCCUGUCGUCCGUCUCGGCCGCCGCCAUCGACGAGGAGGAGCACACCGUCUCCACGUCGACUCAUCACCAUCAUGAAACUAUCAAUACCUGCAGCGGCGGCAGCAGCACUGUAGCCGUCUAAAAAAAAAAAAAGAAGAAAAGAAACGUACUCUAUAUGUACAUAGAACGGAGACUGGCCAAGUCUUUGCAGACGGUCUAGAUAUCCAUCCUCCCAUUUUUUUGUUUCUUUUUUUUUUUUUACCUGAUCACGUCCAGACACUGAGUAAAUGGCCUUCUAAUAUAAAAAGGGCUUCUGCAAUCUGACAUCCAAUCUCGGAGAUGGGCCACCCCAUCUCUCUUUUCGCUUUCCCCAAUAUGUGUGUGUGUGUGUGUUUGCCAAAGGUUUAAAAAAAAAAGGGUUGGCAAAAAUAAGGACUUUGAACAGCGCGCACCCAGUACCAUAGUAUUUAAUUGUCCAUGUUUUUUUGAAAACUCUAGCGGUACUUGUAGUAGUUGUAGUAGUAGUAGUAGUCUGCUGAAAACAUGUGCAUUUUCGUCUUCUUAACGAUUUUCAUCAGUCACACAUACGGGGGGGUUAUCUAUGGCUGACAAAUGGUUCGUAGCUGUUUCUUCCUUUUUUUUAUGGCACAAGUAACAGCGAAUUGCACACACACACACACACUCACAGACAAACAAAAAAUGUCAACCUUUUCUUUUUUUAUUCUUAAUCUUUCUGCCAUAUGUUGUACUGUACAUACUAUUCUAUUAUUAUUCAAAGAAAAAAACAGAGAAAAAGAUUCUCGACACGUUUUGACACGGAGAUUUUGAAUUCACCUCCAUAACCCGCCAAAAUCAAAUAGAAAAAGGGGGUUUUUGAAAAUGUUCUUCCGUCGUCUUCGAGGGGGUUCGGAUAACAACAAACAGGGACUCCAGCAUCAAGCGCACCCCGAGCACCUUUGACAGCCCUUCCUUCCAUGUCCUAAUGUUUUCCUAUUCGGGCUUUUCUUUCUUCCCAAGAAACAUUAAGUUAAUCCCAGGGAUUAUGUGGGCGCAUAUCAACAGAGUGAACAACCCUCUCCCUCGUCCCGUCCCUGAGAAAGAAAAAUAUGUAUACCGACCGACUUCCACCGUGAACGCUCCACCAAUAGUGUCCGUCUUUUGUGUAUGUACAGUAUUCAUCUUUGACCUAUUUGCCCAUUUCUUUUAUUUUUUUUGAUCGAAAAUUUUUGUUUUGAUGAUCUUUCUUUGGUCAACAUAUUUUUCGCUCUCGUUUUCUUUUGCUGAGUGCAUGCGUGUACAAUCAAUGUUUGGAAAAUUCAAAGAAAAAAGGCAAAACCGUCAA
Daphnia magna is the source of this 2727-nucleotide messenger RNA. Its product is annotated as homeobox protein Hox-B5a. Gene Ontology annotation, molecular function: RNA polymerase II cis-regulatory region sequence-specific DNA binding; DNA-binding transcription factor activity, RNA polymerase II-specific. The record is from RefSeq and is a predicted model, not a curated record. The transcript has 2 exons. Gene Ontology annotation, cellular component: nucleus. Bases 259 to 1527 code for a protein of 422 amino acids. Gene Ontology annotation, biological process: anterior/posterior pattern specification; negative regulation of transcription by RNA polymerase II. NCBI's taxonomy places the organism in Eukaryota, Metazoa, Arthropoda, Branchiopoda, Diplostraca, Daphniidae.